AUGGAGGGGGAGGAGGAUGGGGCGUGGCGAGUGCGGGAGCUGCAGGAGCAGAGGAUGGCGGUCCAGAAGAAAACCUUCACCAAGUGGAUGAACAGCGUGUUCUACAAGAACGGGGAGAAAGUGACGCUGACCGACGUCUACACGGAGCUGAAGACCGGAGUCGUUCUGAUCCGGCUGCUGGAGCUCAUCUCCAGAGAGACGCUGCCGCCGCCCAGCCGCCGCAAACUCAGAGUCCACUGUCUGGAGAACAACAGCAUUGCCAUCAGCUUCCUCAAAACCAAGAUUCGGGUGGAUCUGAUUGGUCCAGAGAACGUGGUGGAUGGAGACCGGACGCUGAUCCUGGGUCUGCUGUGGAUCAUCAUCCUCAGGUUCCAGAUCGGACCCAUUAACCUGGACGAGGCUGGAGGUGGAGGCAGCGUUGCUCAUCGCUCGGCGAAGGAGGCUCUGCUGAUCUGGUGUCAGAGGAAAACUGCAGGCUACAGAGGCGUCGAUGUUCAGGACUUUUCCUCCAGCUGGAGGGACGGACUCGCCUUCAACGCCUUGAUCCACGCCCACCGUCCUGACCUCUUCGACUACCGCCGUCUCCAUGGCGAUGACCCCCGCCGCAACCUGGGCCACGCCUUCACGCUGGCGGAGCGAGAGUUCGGCAUCAUGCAGCUGCUGGACGUGGACGACAUGGUGGUGGCUCACCCCGACGAGAAGUCCGUCAUGACCUACGUGUCGCUGUACUACCACUACUUCUCCAAGAUGAAGCAGGGCCAGACCAUCCAGAAGAGGCUUGCCAAGAUUGUUGGUUUGCUGAUGGAGCUGGACGGCAUGAAGGUCCAGUAUGAGAAGAUGGUGUCGGAUCUGCUUCACUGGAUCAAAACCAAGGUGGUGCAGCUGAAUGACAGAAGAUUCCCCAACUCUCUGAGGGAGAUGCAAACGCUGGUGACGGCGUUUAAGACCUACAGAACUGUGGAGAAACCUCCCAAAUACCAGGAACGUGGAGCGAUCGAAGCUCACCUGUUCAGCCUGAAGACUCAGCUGGCAGCCAACAACCAGAGGGCCUACAAUCCUCCAGAAGGUCAAGCCCUCAGCGACAUUGAGAAGAGUUGGGUUCUGCUCGAGAGAGCCGAACAUGAGCGAGAACGAGCCCUGCAGGAGGCGCUGCUCCGCCUGGAGAGCCUGGAGCAGCUGGCACAAAAGUUCAACAGGAAGGCGGCUCUGAGGGAGGGAUACCUGGAGGACACGCUGCGUCUGAUCCGGAGGCAGGAUAUCCGAGGUCUGUCCACGCUGGAGGAGGCCCAGGCGGCCGGCCGGCGCCUGGAAGCUCUGUCCACCGACGCUCUGGCCAGAGAGCCUCGGUUCACGGCCCUCAGAGAAAUGGCCAAGUCCAUCGAGAGAGGAAACUACCACAGCAAGGAGCAGGUCAUCAGAAGGGAGGAGAACAUCAGCCACCGAUGGAAGGACCUACUGCAGCAGCUCCAGGAGCAGAGGGUGCUGCUGGGAAAUGUAGUCGAAACUCUCAGCAUCCUCAGAGACAUCGAGCUCGUGUCCCAGGAACUGAAAGAGCUGCAGUCCCAGGCGAGUUCGUCUGAUCUGGGCCGGCAGCUGGCCGAGGUGGAGUCUCUCCUGCAGAAACAGGAUCUCCUGGAGGCUCAGAUCUUCACUCAGGGUGACGCUAUCACUGCCAUCAGCAGCACAGCGCUCAAGGGGAAAGUCCGAGACGGCCAGCAGAUUCAGAGCAGAGUGAGAGCUCUGGACGCUCAGUACAAAUCUCUGGUGUCGCUCAGCAGCAGCAGGAGGAGGCAGUUGGAGGCUCAGCUCAGACUCUUUGAGUUCUUCUACGACUGUGAGGAGCUGGAGGCCUGGCUCUACGAACGCUGGCUGAGGCUGCAGACGGCCGGACUGGGACGGGACCUCAACCACAUCCAGCUGGCUCAGCACAAGCACAAGGUGCUGGAAGCGGAGCUCCAGGCCCAGGAGUCUCUGUACCAGGGGAUCCUGGGUCGGGGUCAGGAGCUACUGUCCAAGCAGAGUCAGGAGAACCAGCGAGCCGUCCAGAAGUGGACCAGAACCCUGAAAAAGCAGUGGAGCCACCUGACCGAGGAGGCAACGUCACGCCGCAACCGGCUGCAGGCUGCCGCCACCAUUAAACAGUACUUUGCAGAUGUCGCCGAGGCGAGCUCCUGGCUGGGCGACAGGAAGCCGCUGCUGACCAGCGAGGAUUACGGGAAGGACGACUCGAGCACGGGGCUGCUGCUGCAGCGCCACCUGAGGCUGGAGAAGGAACUGCUGGCUUACGCCUCAGAGAUAAAGAGACUGUCGGAGCAUGCAAAGAGCGCAGCACAGAUGACGGCUCUGACUGUGAAUGUUUCUACUCCUGUGCAGGCGGAGCCUCAGCAGACCAAGAUGAUCCAGUACAGUGACUCCUCCAGCGACGAGGGGGAGGGGCCAGCAGCAACGACCUCAUCACCCAGAGGCCGGGGUGGGAGAGGCUUUGUGAGCUCCGCCCCUCAGAGCGAGCCGAGCAGAGCCAAGGUCCGCUUCAGAUACAGCAGAGGCCAGUUCCUGUGGGAUCGAAAUGAGAUCGUGACGAUCGUCGGCACUGGGCCGGACGAAGACAAAGUUCUCGCUAAAGACAGUCGAGGAAACCAGCAGGUCGUCCCCAAAACCUACCUGACCCUGCUGCCGUCCGCGGCUCCGCCCCCGACCCCACCCGCCUCCACCAAUGGCGUGCCAGCAAGCCCGACCAGGAAGCUGAGUCGUCCGAGGCGAAGCCGCUCGAUGCGUCGCGGCACGGCGGAGAUCCAAACAACGUGGCUGCCGGACGCCCAGUACCAGAGAGACACUGUGGAGAGCACACAGGCCAGUCUGGAUCAGGACUACAACUCCCUGUACAACCUGGUGAAGUCGAAGACGCGGAUUCUGGAGGAGACGCUGCGUCUGCAUCGAUUUUACAACAGCUGCCAGGAGUUCGAGUCCUGGAUGGAGGACAAGGAGAACAUCCUGAACACCUUCAGCACCGACGGAGACAAUCUGGGAGUGGUUCAGGCCAAGUAUGAGAACUUCCUGACUGAGUUGGUGAGUGGGCGGGGUCAAUUGGAUGACAUCAUCAAAAUGGCAGAGGAGAUGGUGAGGAGUCGGCACAGUAAGCAGAAGGAGAUCCAGGCCAGGCAGAGGAGCGUCUCCAAGAGGUGGGAUCGAAUCCAGCAGCUGAAGGAUGAAAAAGGCCACGAGCUGCUGAGCACGGCAGACGUUCAGUCGUUCCUGCACAGCUGCGAGGAGGCUAAAGCUCAGCUUCAGUCUCAGCUGUCGCAGCUGGAUGACGUGAACAUCGACUGCAGCUCCUUCACGCUGCUGAACGAGGAGAAGAACCAGACUCAGGCCCUCAGAGACAUCCAGAACCUGGAGGCGAAGAUCGCCUAUCUGAAGAGCGUCGCCAAGAUGAAGCAGGACUGCAGCCCAGCAGAGAGUGCCGCCAUCAUGGAGGAGGUUCGAGGUUUGGAGGCUCUGCUGAAGCAGGUGAAGCGCCAGGCUGCAAGCAGACAGCGCCACCUGGAGGACGCCCGCAGGCUUCAGAGCUUCCAGCUGCAGGCCAAGGAGCUGCAGCGCUGGGCGGGUUCGGUCCAGGAGCGCCUCCUGCAGGAGGAGUCGGCCGGAGACGUGGCCUCGGCGGUGGCUCUGCUGGAGCAGCACCAGGAGCUCCGAGUGGAGAUGGAGGCACAGAGAAGCAGGCUGAAGGAGAUGGAGAAGUUGGGGAAAUCCCUCCAGCAGGGCUCCACGGGUGGCGUCGACAUCCAGCAAACUGUGGACGAACUUGGCGCCGUUUGGUCCGAGCUGGACGGGCUGUGGGCCAAUAAAAAGCAGCGUUUGGAGCAGGGGGUGGAGCUACAGAGGCUGAACCAGGAGGGAGACCGGAUCGAGGCGGCGCUGUCUGGACACGAAGCCCGACUCAGGGUCCAAGACGUCGGGGACUCGGUGGAUGGCGUUCACAGCCUGCUGGGCCGCCAGGAGGAGCUGGAAGGCCUCCUGAAGGCUCUGGACCAGCGGGUGGAGAAAUUCAGCGAGCGCAGCAAAGAGCUGAUCGACCAGCAACACUACGCCGCAAAACACAUCAAGGAGCGAAGCAUCAGCAUCCAGAAGGCCAACAAGAGGCUGAAGGAAAGCAGCCGACAGAGGAGGAGCCUCCUGCUGGCCUCCAAGAAAUACCAGGAGUUCCAGAGAGACGCGGACGAGCUGCUGUUGUGGAUGGAGGAGAAGUUUAAGGUGGCUGAAGACGAGUCGUACCGCGACCCCACCAACAUCCUCAGGAAGCUGAAGAGACACGAGGCAGCCGAGAAGGAGAUGCAGGCCAACCAGGUGUGGCUGGACCGACUCGUUCAGCUGGGACAGGAGAUGGUUGCUGAGGAGCACCACAACAGCCAGAGCAUCAGCAGAAAGUCUUCUCUGCUCAGCAGCCGCUGGAGGAGGCUGCAGGACAAGAUGGCCGACAGAGGGGAUAAACUGAGGCAGGCGGGACAACAGGAGCAGCUGAUGGAGCUGCUGCAGGACGCCAAGCUGAAGAUCGAGGCCAUCCAGUGGAUGCUGAACAACGCCACCAAAGGUCACGACCUGCGCUCUAGCCGACAGCUGCUGAAGGAGCACCAGCAGCUGGAGCAGGAGGCCAAGGAGCUGGCGGAGAAGAUCAACUCCAUCGUCAGCAGAGCUCAACACCUGGCCUCCAACCACUUCGACUCCCACCGGAUCCUCCAGGAGACGGACACUUACCUCACUCUGUUCAAGUCCCUGCAGAAACCUCUGGACCAGCGCCGGGCUCAGCUGGAGGCGUCGGUGAAGCUGUUUGAGUUUUAUCACGAUGUGGAUCUGGAGCUCAGCUGGAUCUCUGAACGGGUUCCUGCCUCCGUGUCGACGGGAUACGACAAGUCUCUGGCCGGAGCCACCAGCCUGAUGCAGAAACACAAGGAGCUGCAGGCUGAAGUCAACGGCCACCGAAAGCGCCUGAACCACGUCCUGGACAAAGGACAGCGCCGGGCCAAAUCCAGCAAAUCAGACGCAGAAGAACUGCUCAAGAGGUGCAGCCACCUGCGUGCAGAGUGGGAGGAGCUUGAGGAGGCCUGCAGCAGGAGAGCAGCUCACCUGAGCAAAGCCAUCACCAGGGAACAGCUGCUGUUGGACUGUUCAGAGCUGGAGUCCAGACUCACCGAGAUGCUCAGUCUGGUGAACACCGACGACUACGGCAAAGACCAUCUGGCCACACAGAGCCUCAUCACCAAACACCAGGUGCUGGAAGGCCAGCUGGAGGUGCUGGAGGUGGAGGUGGAGGAGUUAGGAGACCAGGUGGAUCAGGCUCUACAGAACUGGAGGCUGGAGGAGCUCAGCAGACCCUACAGCCGAGUGAGCAGCCUCCACCAGCAGCUGCAGCACCAGGCUGCCCUCAGGGGUCAGAAACUGAACGAAGUCCUUCAUCUCCACGAGUUCAGACGAGAAGCUUCAGAGCUUGAGGACUGGAUGAUCCAGCAGCGACAGACGGCAGAGUCUCAGGACCUGGGCAACGACUACCAGCAUGUUCAGCUGCUUCGUGGGAAGUUUGAAGGUUUCCUGAAGCAGCUCGAGGUUGGAGAGGACCGACUGCAGAGCUGCAGCGACUCUGCUGCUCGACUGAUCCGCGACAAACACCCGCAGAGCUCCGCAGUAAAAGACACACUGCAGCAGCUCCGGUCAAGCUGGGAGGAUCUGAAAGUCGUGGCGAAGGAGCGUCAGGAUCAGCUGCAGACGGCUGAGGAGUGUCAUCGCUUCUACCGAGACCUGAGCGAUGCGCUGACACUCAUCCAGGAGCGACACAAGAGCAUCCCCGACAACGUGGCCAAGGAUUUUCAAGGAGUGAUGUCGCAGCUGAGGAAACAUGAAGCUCUGCUGCACGAACUCGCCACUACGGAGGAGCAGCUGCAGGAACAGCUGGACGCAGUCGAGCUCGUCAUGGACCUCUGCACGCCGCAGCUGAAGCUCCGCCUCCAGGAAGUGCAGCAGGAAGUGGUGGAGCGAUGGGAGGAGCUCCGACUUCACACCGAGCGAAGAGAGGAGGAGCUGAAGCUGACCUGCCAGAGAUACAUGUUCUUCAACACGGCGCAGGACUUCCUGCUGUGGUGCGCUCAGCUGAUCGGUGCGAUGGCAGCCGAGGAGAGCAUCAGCGACGUGGCGACGGCCGAUCUGCAGCUGGCUCAGCACCAGCAGCUGUGGGCCGAGAUCGAGGCCCGACAGAAGACGUACCAGCAGGCUCGGGACAUGGGAGAGGAGCUGCAGAACAAGAACCGGAGCAACAGGAGGGAGGUGCUGGAGAAACUGGAGGCUCUGCAGGCAGAAAGAGACAAACUGGAGGAUCAGUGGAAGAAGAAGCAGAGCUGGUUGGAAACCGUCCACCUGGAGCAGAUCUUCUACAGAGACGUUAACAGCAUGGACAAAACGUCCAACUCACAGGAGAUCCUGCUGCAGAGCAGCACUCUAGGAAACACCGUGGACGAGACGGAGGGUUUGAUCAAACGCCACGAAGCUUUUGAGAAGCUGCUGGGCUUGCAGGAGGACAAGCUGUCCUCUCUGAAGGAGCUGGCCAACCGCCUGAAGAAGCAGCUGAACCACGAGAAGAGUGGGCGGGUCAAAACCAGACUCAAGGCUCUGCUGCAGAGACGCGACAGGAUCAGAGAGCUGUCCGUCAAACGCAGGGAGGAGCUGGAGCUGUCCAGGCUUCUGUGCAUCUUCAACCGAGAUGUUGCCCAGGCGGAGGAGUGGGUGUCUGAGCGGAUGCAGAAGAUGGCGGAGGACGGUAAAGCCGACCUGAGCAACCUGCAGACCAAGAUGAAGCUCCUCCAGAAACACCAGGUGUUCGAGGCUGAGAUCCUGGCUCACAGCGAGAUCAUCAGCUCGGUGCUGCAGGCCGGCACUGAGUUGGUCUCCCUUCACCGCCCUCGGUCCAAAGAGGUAAAAAAGAGCGCAGCGAUGCUGGAGCUCCACUGGGAGGAGCUGAAGAAGGCUGUGGCCAUCCGAGGAAAAGCUCUGGAAGACAAUAGAGACUUCCUGGAGUUCCUGCAGAAGGUGGAGGAGGUGGAGUCCUGGAUCAGAAACAAGGAGGUGAUGGUUAACGUUGGAGAUGUCGGAAAAGACUACGAACACGGAGUUCAGCUGCUGAAGAAGCUCAGCGAGUUCAGAGGGAGUAAAGACGGGGACGUGACUGUGGACGACGCUCACAUCACCGCCAUCAACCGGCUGGCGGGCCGGCUGGAGAAGAGGCAGAGCGCCGAGGAGCUGCAGACUGUGAGGCAGAGGAGGCAGCAGCUCAACGACAGGUGGAGCAAGUUCCACGGAGAUCUGAGCAGCUACAAGAAGAAGCUGGAGGGGGCGCUGGUGGUCCACGGCCUGGUCAGGGAGCUGGAGGAGGUCCGAGACAGAGCCAACGAGAAGAUGCUGCUGGUGCAGGAUCAGGACUGUGGAUCUGAUGUGGACGGUGUGGAGAACCUGAUCAAACGGCACGAGGAGACAGAGAGAGAAGCCGGCGUCAUCCAGGAGAGGGCCAAGUCUCUGGAGAAAGAUGUUUCUGAUCACCUGAAGGCUCGAUCAGUGCUCAGCGACAAGCUGAAGAGCAAACAGAAGGAGGUGCAGAAAACUCUGAAGACUUUGGACACAGAAGUCAAACACCGGAAGGAGAAGCUACAGGAGGCUCACCAGCUGCAGCUGUUCAAAGCCAACCAGCGCCUCCUGCUGGAGUGGAGCCUCAAACAGAGCAGCGAGAUGGCAGAGAAAGGACUCCCAAAGACCAGAGCUGAGGCCGAGCGGCUCAUCGUGGAGCACCAGGACUGGAAGACGGAGAUCGACGCCCGAGCCGAGCGCAUCGACUCUGUCCAGGACUUCGGUCAGGGCCUGAUCCGGUCGAGUCACGACUCAAAGGCAGAGAUCCAGAAGGCUCUGAAGCAGCUGGAGGACGCCAAAGCUGGGCUGGACCAAGCCUGGUUGAACCGGAACACGACCCUGGAGCAGGCCCGAACCCUGCAGGUGUUCCUGGCCUCGGUGGAGCAGUGUGACGGCUGGCUCAGCAACAACGAAGCCUUCCUCUCCAAUCAGGACCUCGGGAGCUCGGUGACGGAGGUGGAGACGCUGCAGAGGAAGCAGCUUCAGUUCGAGGAGGCUCUGGAGGCUCAGUGGGAGCAGCUGGACCGGGUGGACAAACUGGGCCAGAGCAUGAUCCAGCAGAAACACUAUGACGCCGACAACAUCAGAGCCAAGAGCAGAGCGCUGACCACCAGGUGGAGUCAGCUGCAGCAGCAGAGCAGAUCUCGUCACAAAGCUCUGGAUCGAUCCCUGCAGCUGCAGCAGUUCUUAUCCAGCAGCUACCAGGUAUGUGUUUGGCUGAACGAGCGUAACGCCGUGGCGUUGGAUGAGAGCUGGAGGGAACCAACCAACCUUCAGGCCAAACUACUGAAGCAUCAGAGCUUCGAGGCCGAGAUCCUCGCCAACCGCUACCGACUGGACGCCCUCACGAAGGAAGGUGAGAAGCUGCUGUCAGAGUCUCGAUCAGCUGAAAUGAAGGUUCAACCUCGACUCAGAGAGCUGACGGACAGUUGGGACGCUCUGAUCAAAAACUGCAAGGAGAAGAAGACCAGACUGCAGGAGGCCUACCAGGCGCUGCAGUUCCAGCGUUCGUUGGACGACAUGGAGCAGUGCGUCGCCUCGGUGGAGAGGGAGCUGACCAAUGAGGACUGUGGCAGCGACCUGCCGUCCGUCAACAGGCUGCUGAAGGCUCUGCUGGGGCUGGAGGAGGAAGUGGACGGACACCGGGACCGGAUCCAGGGUCUUGUGGAGACGGCAAACAACUUCCACUCUCAGGGAAACUUCCUGGCUGAGGAGAUCCAGACCAGAGUGGCACAUACCAUCAGCAGGUACAACGGUCUGGCAGAGCCCAUGCAGAACCGCAGGGAGACCCUGGAGGCCUGGCAGGUUCUGUUCCAGUUCUACAGAGACCUGGAGGAGGAGGUGGCCUGGCUGAGCGACAGACUGCCCUCCAUCACCGCCAGAGACUGGGGGAGUUCACUGAGCAGCAGCCAGCAGCUGCUCCACAAACACCAGGCCAUGACGCAGGAGAUCUCUGGUCGCGCCCCAUUGGUCCAGGCCGUCCAGGAGGCGGGCCACAGUCUGGUCAGGGGUCGACACUUCGCGUCUCACGACAUCCGUGAGCGUCUAGAGGAGUUGAAGAGUCUCCACGAGAAGCUGCUGGUGGAGGCGGAGAAGAAGGGGAAGCUCCUGCAGGAGGCGCUCAGCAUUCACACCUUCCUCACAGAGCUGUCGGAGCUGCAGAUCUGGUUGGAGGAGCAGCGAGUCGGUCUGGAGUCCCGGGACUGUGGCAGGAGCGAGGAGGCGACGGAGGCCCUGCUGAGGAGGCUGGACUCUGUGGACGUGGAGCUGGAGAACCAGAGGAGGACGGUGGAGAAGCUGCAGGAGAGCGGAGCGUCGCUGCAGCACCUCCGACAUCCAGACAGCCGUCUGGUCAGCGAGUCUCUCCCAAGUGUCCUCGAAAAGUUUGAGACUCUCCUCAAACUGUCCGCCUCUCGUCGCGCCGCUCUGGAAGAUCAGCUCCGCCUCUACGUGUACGAGAGAGAGGCCAAAGAACUACAAACAUGGCUGACCUCCAGGAGGACGGUGACAGAGUCUGAGGACUGUGGACAGGAUCUGGAGGACUUAGAGGUCCUUCAGAAGAAGCUGGAGGUUCUGAUGGCAGAGGUGUCCGGUUUGGGUCGCAGCCGGCUCACCUCGGUCCAGCAGCUGGGUCGGGGGCUGCAGCAGGACGGCCAGGCCCGGAGGAGGGACGACGCUCUGAGCCGGCUGUGGGACGAACUGGACGGCAGCAUCAGGACCAGAGAGCAGAACCUGCAGGCAGCAAGGGAGGUGCAUCAGUUCAACCACGACGUGGACGAGCUGAAGGGCUGGAUGGCUGAGAAGGAGGCAGUUCUGGACUCGGAGGACCAGGGGCACGACCUGCAGGCGAUCCAGACUCUGCUGAGGCAGCACGAGGCUCUGGAGACGGACCUGGUUCUGAUCUCGGAGGAGGUGACCCGGAGCAGUGACGCGGGCCGGACUCUGAGCCGACGGCAGCCCCGGGUCAGAACCUCGGUGGCUCAGCGGCUGGAGGAGCUGCAGAACAGCUGGACCAGCAUCCAGGACAAGGCCUCCCAGCGCCGGGCCAGACUGGGCCAGGCCGGGGACGUCCAGAGAUACUUCUCCCAGUGCUCAGAACUCAUGGCCUGGCUGAAGGAGAUGCUGUCUCUGGUCAAAGUGGAGGUCCAGAGUCUGGAGGGAAGCGACCUCGAGCAACUCAUUAAAAAACACGACGAGUAUCGCGUCCAGAUCGACCGGCAGCUCAGCAAGUCGCAGGCCGUGAAGGACGAAGGACGGCGGCUGGUCGAGGACGGAAACUUCAUGUCUCAGGAGGUGGAGGACCGGAUCGGCGACCUGGAGGAUCUGGAGCUGCAGCUGGAGAAGGUUUGGGAGGAGAGUCGGCUGCUGUACGAAGAGGAGCUGGAGAUCUGCCUCCUGCAGAAGGAGCUGGACCAGGCCGAGCGCUGGCUGAGCUCCUAUGAAGGAACGCUGACAGCCGAAGACUACGGGGACUCGGUGUCUGACGUCAUGGAGCUGCUGAAGAGGCAGGAGGACCUGGAGGCCAUGAUCCAGACUCAGAGCGAGAGGUUCAUCGCUCUGCAGAAGAAGAAGACGCAGAGGGAGAAGCGGCUGGGUCUCCGUGGACACGAGGAGAAGGACCUGCAGUACAGACGACCUCCAGCCAGAGUUUCCUCACUGAGGAGGAAGCCUUCAGACCCGAAGACCCCGAGGAUCUCCAGAGACAUCGUACGUCGACUCAGCAUCGGCAGGCCGACCGACCGGACGCUCAGACUGAAAACAGACGUCGUCAGUCCUCCUCAGAGUUCAUCUGUCCGUCCUUCAGCUAGCAGUCCUCCUGACAGUCCCAGCUCCAGCCCCACCGUGGUGUCCUGGAGAAACCGGACCAGAAGCUCCUCUUCCCCAGAACCCCCUCAGUCUUCUCCUUUGUCCCCUAAAACCUCCUCCUCACCUGUAGAGCCUCGUCCCAGGUCCAAACCUCCUCAGUCUCCUCCUCCUCAAUCUCCUCCUCCAUCGCCUAAGUCCUCAUCAUCAUCGUCAUCCUCACCUAAAGUGUUUCAUCCCCGGUCCAAACCUCCUCAAUCUUCUCCUUUGUCCCCUACAACCUCCUCCUCACCUGUAGAGCCUCGUCCCAGGUCCAAACCUCCUCAGUCUCCUCCUUUGUCCCCUAAAACCUCCUCCUCACCUAUAGAACCUCAUCCCAGGUCCAAACCACCUCAGUCUCCUCCUGCAUCACCUAAGUCCUCAUCAUCGUCAUCAUCCUCACCUACAGAGCUUCGUCCCAGGUCCAAACCUCCUCAGUCUCCUCCCUCCUCCCCCAAACCUCCUUCAUCCGCUGAAUCCUUCUCACCUCCAGAACCUCGACCCAGGUCCAAACCUCCUCAGUCUCCUCCCUCCUCCCCCAAACCUCCUCCAUCCCCUCAGCCUUCCUCCUCACCUGCAGAGCUUCGGCCCAGAUCCAAACCUCCUCUGGCUCCAAAGCCCAGGUUCUCCUCCACAGAUCGGACAGUCGGACGUCACUCUGAGUCCUCGGUUCAUCCGAAAAAGCCCGCCACACCACCGCCUGACUCGCCUCCACCAGUCAGGAGGUUUGUUGCUCCGACUGAACCUCCUCCACCUCCACCGGUCGCAGGAAGGCGCCCUGAAUCACUGACACCGGAGCAGUGUGACGUUCCUGAUUCUGCCGCUCCACCUGCUGCUCAGCAGGCGACGCAUCCUCCAAUCACAGAGGAGGAUGCUGAGUCACAUGACCUCACUCCUCCGUCUCCUCCACAGAGACAGAAGACACCAGAUCUACCUGAGAAACCACCCACACCUGAGGUGACACCUCGACAGCCAAUCAGGAUGGAGGGGAAGCUGGAGAUCAAACUGAAGCAAGCAGGAAACAAGGGUCUGGAGCACUGGGAGGAAGUGUGGGCUGUUCUGGAAGGCCAAACUCUGAGCCUGUUUAAGGACACAGCAGCUGCUGCAGAGAGGACCUCUAGGUGGCCUCCUAUCAACAUGGUUGGAGCAGUUUGUAGAGAAAACAAGUACUACAGGAGGAAGGAGAACACCUUCAAACUGGCCCUGGAAGAUGGAUCUCAGUACAUGUUCGCAGCAUCCAGCAGAGACCUCCAGCUGCUCUGGGUCAAGAAGCUCCAGAACCAACCUGACUCCUCCAGCAGCGACUCCGACGACUCGGGGAGAGCUUCGUCCGUCAACCUGAGUCUGGAGAAGCUGGCCGACGCUCCGGAGGGCUCGUCGUCCGGCAGACCUGCGGACCGGAGAGCUGAGAGCCUGGAGAGACAGUCGUCCACGGAGGGCCCCCCUCCCCCGAAACCCCCCCACACCUACUACAACAGCCACUCGUACCCCGAGGGGGGGGAGGCCCCCGGCUCAGACACUGAAUCUCUCAGCAGCAGCCCUCAGCAGCCUCCAGCAGCUCCAGCUCCUACCCCGGACCCCCCCACCGUGACCCCCCAGCCAGCCGAGGACUCCGGCAAAGACAAGCCCAAGAUGAGCGUCUUCAGGAAGUUCUUCACCAAGAAGUAG
Stegastes partitus (bicolor damselfish) is the source of this 12672-nucleotide messenger RNA. RefSeq names its product spectrin, beta, non-erythrocytic 5 (gene sptbn5). The record is from RefSeq and is a predicted model, not a curated record. The transcript is spliced from 80 exons. Lineage: Eukaryota; Metazoa; Chordata; Actinopteri; Pomacentridae. Gene Ontology annotation, molecular function: protein binding. The coding region runs from base 1 to 12672 and encodes 4223 amino acids.